Erythranthe guttata (spotted monkey flower) is the source of this 1361-nucleotide messenger RNA. Its product is annotated as flavonoid 3'-monooxygenase CYP75B137. The record is from RefSeq and is a predicted model, not a curated record. NCBI's taxonomy places the organism in Eukaryota, Viridiplantae, Streptophyta, Magnoliopsida, Lamiales, Phrymaceae. Gene Ontology annotation, molecular function: monooxygenase activity; oxidoreductase activity, acting on paired donors, with incorporation or reduction of molecular oxygen; heme binding.
CAACCACCAUUUCCGCCCGGACCAUACGGCCUUCCUAUUCUCGGAUACCUCCCGUUUCUCAAAGCCAACUUGCACCACCAGUUCACACAAUUGUCUCACAAGUACGGCCCCAUUUACCGCCUCUGGCUCGGAAGCAAACUCUACGUCGUUGUAAGUUCGCCUUCGUUGAUAAAGCAGAUAGUUCGCGAUCAUGACUCGACAUUCGCGAACCGGGACCCGCCGGUUUCGGCCCUAAUCGCCACGGGCGGGUACGACAUCGUGUGGACGGCAAACGGUCCCUACUGGCGCGACAUGCGGAAGCUGUUCGUUCGUGAGAUGAUGAGCAACACCAACCUCCAGGCAUCCAACGUUUUCCGCACGGAUGAAGUGCGGAAGCUUAUCGGGAAUCUCGAUACCAAAAUCGGGAGUCCUGUUCAAAUUGGCGAACUCAAUUUUUUUCCGGUUUUGGCUAGGUUUGAUUUUCAGGGAAUCGCGAAAGAAAUGAGGGGUGUGGUGGUGGAGGUGGAACGAAUUUUCGAUUGUUUUAUUGAUGCGAAAGUCAAGACCAUGGCGGCCGGUGGUGGUAUGGAGGGUGAAGAAAGGAGUAAGGACUUUCUGGGAACUCUUUUGGAGCUCAAGGAUAAGCAACUCGGAGAAGGCUCAACAUUUGGUUUAACUCAAAUCAAGGCGAUUUUGAUGGAUAUUGUUGCCGACGGGAGCGAUACUACGGCAACGAUGGUCGAGUGGGUGAUGACCGAGCUUUUGCACAACCCGAGUAUAAUGCAAAAAGUGCAGCAAGAAGUAACAAAUGUUGUAGGAGCGAACAACGUCGUUGAAGAAUCCCACGUAUCGAAACUGCACUAUCUCGAAGCGGUUGUAAAGGAAACAUUCCGCCUACAUCCUCCAUUGCCACUCCUCGUUCCAAGGUAUCCGAGUGAAUCUUGCCCAAUCGGAGAGCACACAAUCCCAAAGGGGUCAAGGGUCUUCUUGAACAUGUGGUCAAUCCACAUGGACCCGCAUGUUUGGGAGAAUCCUUUAAUAUUUCGACCCGAGAGAUUUUUGAAUGAUAACUCUGAAAAUUUUGAUUUCAUUGGAAACAACGUUGAGUAUCUUCCGUUCGGGUCGGGGAGAAGGGUGUGCCCUGGUAUUCCGUUGGCUGAGAAGAUGGUAAUGUAUUUGUUGGCAACACUCGUUCAUACGUACGAGUGGGGGUUGCCAGAGGGACAAAAGAUUGACUUGUCGGAGAAAUUUGGGAUUGUUAUGAGGAAAGAAACACCACUCAUUGCUGUUCCUUAUCAUAAAUAACCAAAUAUGAACUUGUAUUCUAUGCAUAAUUAUAUUAUGUUUCUUGUAUCUAUCAUAUUAUCGGUCACUCUAUUCUA